AUGAUACGAAAUUUUAUUAUUUUGAAUGACCCUGGUAAUAAAGAAGUUUGCCCGCUUAAAAUUCCGGUAAGUCCGCCCUAGGUUUUGUUAUUCGUUUUUAGCUAAUAGCUCGUCGAUACCUUGUGCUUAUUUUUGAACGCUCCGGUUACAUUUACGUUCUUCGAAUGCGUUUAUUUCUCCUUAAGGUUGGAGGGUACCUUGAUCGGAUACGUUUUAAUGCAUUGGGUAGGUGUGCUUUUGAGACAAUCGCUUGAAAGUUAGGUCUUUGAACAUCCCCUUACAAGGGCUCGGCAAAACCUCGUCCCCUGGUUUCUUCCUGAAACAUAUACCAUUUGAAAGAGCGCAAAAAACUGGUCUAGGAUCACCUUCAAUUAGCUGCUAAGAUUCACUUACGUGCUAGCUAGCGGACUUUUUUUCAAAAUUCCCAAUUAGACUUUGGGAACCUUUUCUUCUGGGAUGCCAACGAGAUCGAAUAAUCACUUUUCAUACAAAUAUUAGUCACCUAUGGUAAUGGAGGCUUCAAUCAAGAUCAAAAAACAUAAAGUUUUUUCCGAGCUUGAAACUCUCAGGUCGAAGCCUUCAACGAGUGAUUAGGCGAUGUUUUAGGUCUUGUAAACCGAGACAUACUAGGAGGUUUCAAACAUGUAUACCGUUUUCAGGCUCGCUUUUCACGUACUGUCCGUAAAUGGGCAUUCCUGGCAAAAAAUAUUAAAGCCGUUGAAAGUUGCGACCAUUUUGGAUGCCCACUUCAGGGUCAAAGACACCUUUAUCACAAAAAAUUAAAAAACCUGUCCAUUUUUCUAAUAAAACUAAUCUAGGGUACCCCAAAAAUCAAUUUAAAAUUAAAGAAUACAUGCGAGCCUUCUUCAUUCCAUAAUAGCCAAAAAAAUCCAAUGAUUCAAAAGAGGAUUCGAACCAGGUCCGCAGGUCCUCCUUGUAAAGCGCCUUACCCCACUAGGCCACCGACGCACUGCUUCGCCGUGCUUUUGAAAUCGAUUCCUUUUGUUUUCUUGAAAGAAGGGUGAGACUGGCUUAGAACUAAAAAAUGCUCGCUAGCUGGUUGAACCUGAACUCUACCCCUUUUCUGAACUUUACCCCUUUUUCAACUCUACCCCUUUUUGAACUUUACCCCUUCAGAACUUUACCCCUUUUUCAACUCUACCCCUUGAAUGAACUUUACCCCUUUUUGAACACUACCCCUCAUUUUGAAAAUUGAAAAAAUGAGAUGUGACACCUUAUACGAUGAAAAUUUUUUUCAAAUUGAAAAUAAUAAGGUGUGACAUCUUAUACGAUGAAAAAGUUUUUCAAAUUGAGAAAAAUCAGGCGUGACAUCUUAUACGAUGAAAUUUUUUUUCAAAUUGAAAAUAAUAAGGUGUGACAUCUUAUAUGAUGAAAAUUUUUUUCAAAUUGAAAAUAAUCAGGUGUGACAUCUUAUAUGAUAAAAAUUUUUUUCAAAUUGAAAAUAAUAAGGUGUGACAUCUUAUAUGAUGAAAAUUUUUUUUCAAAUUGAAAAUAAUAAGGUGUCCCACCUUAUACGAUGAAAAUUGUUUAACGGUCGAAUAGUAUUUAUUUUGCUAAAAUCAUAUGUACAGGGUGGUUCAGCUAAGUUCGCGGAUGUAAAAUGCUUAUAACUUUUUAUCGGAUUGUUCAAUUUUUAUGAGCAAUAGCUCAUUUUAUUCCUUAGUAGUUACCAUUUUGUUUAAAAAAAAGAUCAUUAAAAAUGAUCAGUCCUACGUCGAGUUAUGACCCUUCAAAGUCAAACAUGCUUUUUCACGCAAAUUUUAAAAAAAUUUGAUUUUCAAAAAUUUUUGAAUUUUGAAAACUGUAAUAAAAACUGAGCUAUUCAACGUUGAGAUAUCCGGAAAAAAAUUUUAGUGAAGUUGCUACACAAAAUUCUAAGACUUUUGGCAUCAGCGGAUAGUUGAAAUUUUUCGUUUCCGGCGAGCUGCGCUCUGUUAAAAGUGGGAUUUUUUAAUCGUUUUUUUCGCCGUAACUUUUGACAUUUUUUAGGUAGCCCUUAGCUUUUUGGCUAUUGUCAUCAGCGAAUGGGGCCGAAACUUUGCGUUUUUUCGAAAUUUGCAUAUCUAUGCCCUCCGGAUAUCACCCCUAACGGUUGGAAUUUUCGGAUUUUUUUUUGAUUCCAUCGUAUUCUACGCAAAAUUCUAUGACUUCUGAAGCCCAUUUACAAUUUACAAUUAUCGACCGGUCGAAAGUUAUAAGCGCUUUUCGAGAUUUUUCGGAAAUUUUGAGAUUGAAGCGUGAAAAAGCAUGUUUGACUUUGAAGGGUCAUAACUCGACGUAGGAUUGAUCAUUUUUAAUGAUCUUUUUUUUAAAUAAAAUGGUAACUACUAAGGAAUAAAAUGAGCUAUUGCUCAUAAAAAUUGAACAAUCCGAUAAAAAGUUAUAAGCAUUUUACAUCCGCGAACUUAGCUGAACCACCCUGUACUUAUGUGUUUAUGGUGUAUAUCGCUUCCUUUGCGUAAGGUUUCUGGUUGGUCUCUCUUGCUGGGGCAUUGUGUGGGGGUUCUCGCAAGUUACCGCGGUAGUAGCCGGCUGAUUCGUCUUUGCACUCUGUUUAUUAACAGUUGAACGCAAUUUGAAAAAAAAUUUCAUCAUAUAAGAUGUCACACCUUAUUAUUUUCAAUUUGAAAAAAAAUUUCAUCGUAUGAGAUGUCACACCUGAUUAUUUUCAAUUUGAAAAAAAUUUUCAUCGUAUAAGAUGUCACACCCUAUUUUUGUCGAUUUGAAAAAAAUUUUCAUCGUAUAAGAUGUCACACCUGAUUAUUUUCAAUUUGAAAAAAAUUUUCAUCAUAUAAGAUGUCACACCUUAUUAUUUUCAAUUUGAAAAAAAAUUUCAUCGUAUAAGAUGUCACACCUGAUUAUUUUCAAUUUGAAAAAAUUUUUCAUCGUAUAAGAUGUCACACCUGAUUAUUUUCAAUUUGAAAAAAAAUUUCAUCAUAUAAGAUGUCACACCUUAUUAUUUUCAAUUUGAAAAAAUUUUUCAUCGUAUAAGAUGUCACACCUGAUUAUUUUCAAUUUGAAAAAAUUUUUCAUCGUAUAAGAUGUCACACCUGAUUAUUUUCAAUUUGAAAAAAUUUUUCAUCAUAUAAGAUGUCACACCUGAUUAUUUUCAAUUUGAAAAAAUUUUUCAUCGUAUAAGAUGUCACACCUGAUUAUUUUCAAUUUGAAAAAAUUUUUCAUCGUAUAAGAUGUCACACCCUAUUUUUGUCGAUUUGAAAAAAAAAAACAUCGUAUAAGAUGUCACACCUCAUUAUUUUCAAUUUGAAAAAAAUUUUCAUCAUAUAAGAUGUCACACCUGAUUAUUUUCAAUUUGAAAAAAAAAUUCAUCGUAUAAGGUGUCACACCUCAUUAUUUUCAAUUUGAAAAAAAAAUUCAUCGUAUAAGAUGUCACACCUGAUUUUUCUCAAUUUGAAAAAAUUUUUCAUCGUAUAAGAUGUCACACCUUAUUUUCUCAAUUUUCAAAAUGGGGUAGUGUUCAAAAAGGGGUAGAGUUCAGAUUUUUUGGCGAAAAUCAAAAAAGGGGUAGAGUUCAGCCUUUUUUGGGGUAGAGUUGAAAAAGGGGUAAAGUUCAGAUUGGGGUAAAGUUCAGAAAAGGGGUAGAGUUCUGCCGCAACGCUCGCUAGCUAGUAUGUAAGAGAAUCUUAGCAGCUAACUAAAGGUGAUCAUAGACCAGUUUUUUACGCUCUUUCAAAUGGCAUAUGUUUCAAGAAGAAACCAGGGGACGAGGUUUUGCCGAGCCCUUGUUAGUUUAAAAUUGACUGUUGAGACCUCUGAUAUUGGUUUUUAUGUACAGGUUUUGUUGCAAAGACGUUAAAUUGUAUAUUCAAGGUUCAAUACAAGCCUGAACUCUUUACGUAUUUUUUUCAUAAAGUGCAUGGAAAAUUUUUCGUUUUUGCACGGUUCAUCUUGGACUUUUUUCGACGCUUGUCGUCAAUGCAAACCUCAAAAAAACCCCCGUUUGCACUGUAAGUACUAGUCCGUUUGUAAAGUCGCUGGAAUGUUUUCGGCGACAUGCACUCCGCGAAACCGAAAGUUCACUUUGCACUGUGCAAUUUUUGGCUUUUUGCACAGUGCAAUAGGCUUUUUCGAGCUGUCGCUCGCACCCUGAGUUUUCUUGCACAGUGCACGUCGCCUUCCAGCGACUUUACGAACGGACUAGUAAUAUAACUGAGAAAAUUUCUCUCUAGAUGUAGAGGAAGAAGACCACAAAAUCAAACAUCAAACUCCGCUGAUUAAACUCUUAAAGCUUGUCUAUUCCAUGCCGGAGAUUGAGCCAGGAAAAAAGAGAUACAUAGGUCAAUUACAAGUGGAAACAUCAACCUACAAACACUCUUUAUUCGUAAUGCGCGCGUUGUUUUGUAAGUCCGGAUUUGUGAGUUUCCUCUAGUUUUUACAACUAUUGCAGAUGACCGAAUUCCAACCGUUUAUAGAGACGGCGGUGCUCUAUCUCGAGAAUAUUAUGACUUACUUUCCAAAGAAUUCGAUUUUUAUGUAGACAGGGUAGAAGGAAGGAGCUGGGCUCUUCAUCCUUUGGGGUCUAAUCCAGAUGAUCCUAGGGUUUUUCGGGGCGUUGAAGUCUUUGGUAUGGAUCAGUAUGACUGUGAGUAAAUGUAUAUAUGAAUGAAUCUAUGUUUCAAGAUUGUCCACAUGUCUUUAACAUCAAAACAAAAGAUUUGAGAAUACACCUGGACAACAUUGCCUUAUAUGAUACGUAAGAUAUCCGUCUUUCUUUCAGACCAUGUCGUUACGGUGUCUUCUUUAGCCUUCCAGAAAUGCCUCAUCUGGAGACUAUGUUUUGUCAUAUAAACCCGAUCGGCCUUUAUGACUACUCCGUUGCCUCUUCGCAUUACGAGAAAUUAGCGGAACGCUUGGCCAUUGCAGCUCCAUAUCUGUAUUGCAUUGGUCUGAAGAUGAAUUGCGCCAUAAAUUGUAAUGUAAGACUUUCAAACUCUGCAUUAAAAUUUUAGAGCCUUGAAAACGGAGAGAAAGCAUUUAUCCGAGCACUGUCGUCGCUUGAGCUUGCUGUCGAUGGGUUGAAUCAGCACAUCUUAGUUGAUCCGAAAUUUUUCAAUAUCACAUUAUUUCUUCCCGCAAAAGCAAGAGUGAGUUCAAUUUGCUGGCCAAAAUAGCACAAAAGUCUUCGAGUUUUCGUAUUUGACUCAGUCAUUUAGGAGGAGCUCCCGGCAAGAGUUGAAUCAACAGUCAUCGAUGAAGAUGAAUCCUUAGGCGUUGAUGUCAACGACGAAUUGAACCACGAUGUUUGCGCACAUUUCAAACGCUUAAUGUAUUGGCACAUUAAUGAAGCGGGCAUACCGGAUUAUCUAGAGUUGGAAACGAAUAUGCAUUUCCGAUUUCUCUUUGAUGAUGGCGUUGAUGCUGAACACCGCCGUGACAAACGGAUUGACCCUCAGAAUGGGUACCAUUUUUGGGUUGACCGGUUUUAA
Messenger RNA from Bursaphelenchus xylophilus (pine wood nematode), 5465 nucleotides. Lineage: Eukaryota; Metazoa; Nematoda; Chromadorea; Rhabditida; Aphelenchoididae. The record is from the annotation of a GenBank genome assembly.